This is a messenger RNA of Perognathus longimembris pacificus (Pacific pocket mouse), 1056 nucleotides long. It is a transcript of the gene Spmip3, whose product is annotated as chromosome 11 C1orf100 homolog. The transcript has 4 exons. The record is from RefSeq and is a predicted model, not a curated record. The coding region runs from base 1 to 426 and encodes 141 amino acids. NCBI's taxonomy places the organism in Eukaryota, Metazoa, Chordata, Mammalia, Rodentia, Heteromyidae.
AUGACUGCCAUCCGACUACGAGAAUUUCUUGAGCGCCGUCCGGUGAUUCCUCCCAGUAUAUUCAUUACUCACCAAGGAAAGGACCUCCAAGGCUACUACCCAGGGCAACUGGCAAGACUGCAUCGCGACUCCAGUGCGAAGACAUCCAGACCCAUAGACCUGUCCGUCCCAGCCAAGACGCCGUAUCAGCCUCAGUUAGACCAACACACGCUCGCGCGAUACAUCUGCUUUCGGAGACAUUCGCAGCCCCCGGAGCCGUGGCACAGGGAAACCACUUACCAGAGAGACUUCGCCCUGCCCUUCUACAAGAUCGGCUGGGACCAGAAAUUAGCCACGGUUUCAUCGUGUCCUGCACCACUGAAUUCACUGCCAGGGAUCUACCAGUGCGAAGACAGAAGCAGCUUUGGGGGAAAUGGCUUUAGCUAAAUGAAUCAUGGCAUUCACAUCAAACAGCUUUGGGCAUUCUUAUCGACUCUCAACUGAGCUAGUGGCUGCAGAACUACUUUUAACUUUGAUGUGUAUAUGGGCAACUCUAAUUCUAAAAUGUCUCCAAACUGCCAAUUCUUUUCAAAUGAGGUUGGUCAGCCUAGACCCAGGAACGCUCAUGAUCCAGCCUUCAGAGAAGGGGUUGGGCAGAGCCCUUGCCGAGCUCAGGCCUGGGUCAUUAUGGGUAGUGUGAUCCCACUCCCAUUCCCAAUGUGACCCCCCAGAUUUGCUGGAGAAACAGCAGCAGACACACAACACAGCACCCAGGCAGCGUGCUGGAGACCUUCGUCUAAGCCCGGCGGAAGGUUACCACGUAGCUGGCGCUGUACCAGGCUCCCCCCCAAGCAUGCAUCGCUUUGGCAGGGGGGCCCGGGAAGACCAGCGAACUCCAUAUGUGUAGGCCUGUGGCUGUCCUUCUGCUGUGGUGUUGAGUGGACCAGGCAUUUGGUAAGGUCCCACACGGUAGUUUGGGCAGAAGUAGUACACGUAAGAGAGCCAAACUGGUAUCCAGAGUGUCUAUUACAGGAGCAGCAAAGCGCGCUGCUCAGCUCAGGUGGAAACAAGUCAGCC